AAUUAAAUUUAAAUAAAUUUAUGAACAACCAAGAAAGAACCUUCAUCAUGGUCAAACCAGACGGAGUCUAAAGAAGACUUGUCGGAAAAAUCAUCCAAAGAUUCGAAGACAGAGGAUUCAAACUCGUUGCCCUCAAAUUCGUUGCUCCAGACUAAGGUCUUUUGACUUAGCACUAUGCUGAUUUGAAGGAGAGACCCUUCUUCCCAAGUCUCUUAAAAUAUGUCAGUUCAGGCCCAGUUGCUGCUAUGGUUUGGGAAGGAAAGGACGCUGUCAAGACAGGAAGAGUCAUGUUAGGUGAAACCAACCCACUUGCUUCAAAACCAGGCACAAUCAGAGGAGAUUUUGCUAUUGAUGUCGGAAGAAAUGUUAUUCACGGAUCAGACUCAGUUGAUUCAGCCAACAGAGAAAUCAGUUUAUGGUUCUAACCUUAAGAAUUGGUAAACUGGAAUACCAAUGACCACGGAUGGGUUUAUGAAUGAUGAAUGUGUACAAAAUAAUAUAAAUAACAACUUUAAGUAGCCUUUCAUAUU
Paramecium tetraurelia is the source of this 530-nucleotide messenger RNA. RefSeq lists its product as uncharacterized. NCBI's taxonomy places the organism in Eukaryota, Ciliophora, Oligohymenophorea, Peniculida, Parameciidae. Gene Ontology annotation, biological process: CTP biosynthetic process; GTP biosynthetic process; UTP biosynthetic process. The transcript has 2 exons. Gene Ontology annotation, molecular function: nucleoside diphosphate kinase activity. The record is from RefSeq and is a predicted model, not a curated record.